AAGUACCAAAUGAUUAAUACUAAUUUAGAAAAGGAAAAAAAUUAUUAUGGGGUGGUGAGGUUUGGAAAAGCUUAGUGGAGGAGGUGAGUCCUGAAUGGUACUAAAGUGGUGGGGUAGGAAGGAUGGUGGCUUAGAAUUCAGGAGAAAAGAGAGAAAAAAUACUGAAAGGGUAACAUUUUGUAAGUAAGGUUUCUAGGGUGGGAAUGUACAAAGUGUAUUUGGGAUAUAGUGAGUAAAUUAGUCUUAAUAGAGUGGUGAUGCAGUGUGAGAGAGUAAUGGGAAGUUAGCUUGGAAAUACAUGAUGGGGACAGCCUAGAGAGCCUUGAAUAUCAAUUUGAUUUUUAUACUUUAAGAGUGUCAAUGAAAAUAAUCAAUUUAUAAUUUAUAAUAGAAAUAGAGAAGAGUUUUAUUUGAGUCAAACUGUGGUGAGGACUGUAGUCCGGAAGACAACCUCUCAGUUAACUCUGGGGAACUGCUGUGGAGAACCCGUUUCAGCAGUUUUAUAACUUACUAGAACAAAGAACAUCAAACAAGUCAGGGAUAUAUUCCUCCAAGAUUUGAAAAAACAGAUCCGCAUGCACACAGCCAGUCCACAUGUCCUGGUUUCACUGCUGUGCCACAUUCGAAGAAAUACCAUCCAGCAAUCAGAAGUAAAAUAAUUCUGAUUUUCACUUGUAUCUCUUGAGGGACCUUAAGAGGACCAGUUUAUAACUGAGAGCAGCGCCUAGGAAAUCCGCUAGCCUCUCCUUCCAAUCCACAGAGGCUUGAAAGCUUCCAUCUCAACUCCUACAAUACUCAGCCCACACUUUUAUUUUGUUUUUUCUUCCUCACCCUUUCCCUUGACUCAGCUCUUUAUUAUGCAGAAUAAUUUAACCCCUUUACGCAUUGUUUAGAUCAUUGUUUUAUUGUUGUAAUACUUGGCUUUCUUGUACAUCAGUGUACCAUUUGUGAUGCCUGUUUUAGGCAUUAAAUAAUGAUACAGUCCUUCCUUUGUGCCAGGUGCUACUCUCGGUGCUUUACAUUAACUGGUUUAAUCUCCACAACACCCAAUGGUAGCUACUGUUUUUCUCCCUAUUUCACAGAUGAAGAAAGCAAGGUGCACUGAAGUUAAGUAACUUGUACCAGGUCCCACAACUCAUAAGGGGUAAAAUCUAAAGAAAUUGAACUCACACAGCCUGGCUUCAGAGUUUAUGCUUUAAGAUAUUUGCCAAAAAUACCUCUCUUAUGAAAUAAUAAUAAUUUUUACAGAGUAAUAUUUUCAAUGUUUACUUUAAAAAAUAGUGUGGGGGUUUGGUAGAGAACAAGAUACUGUCUAAAUUUUCUGCCUGUUCUGCAUUUUUUCCUUGCUCUGAAUGGUUGGUGUUAUAGUUGGACUGUUGAUCGGGUUUGGAGCACUUUCUGGUGUGUGAAGAUCUUUGAGGUAGUGGGAUUUGGAAAACAAUUUUCUUUCCUACUUUCUCAGAAUGUAAUUAUCACUUCCCUCAAAUGGGUAGACCACUGCUAUUUCUAUCACAGAAUGGGAAUGCACUGAAUUCACGAAACAUGAAGCUGCAAACAGGAAAACACAAGGGGAAGAACAAGCUUGGGCAAGUGAGCGUGGGAGGAAUAAACCGGUGUUCAUCUCUCCUGGCUGCGCAUGUGCUCCAGCCUGUGGCUCCCUUGCUGUUGCCUGGGUGCCUUUGUUUUUCUCCCUUUUGGUGUAUCACUUUCCCACUAGUGAGAAUCAGGAGGUGGAUUAUAAAUGUGAGGAUCAGGACAAGCCAUUCCUUUAACCCUCUUCUCUUCCUUUGCUACCCUUCGUGCUUGCCUCCCGCAGGAUUCACCUAAGGAGUGACAAGGAUGACAGUCCCGGGAGCCGGCACUGCUGCAGUUCCUGCCUCCUGUGCCCAAGGAAGAUAGUUCAUGUCACUAGUUGAAUAUGAGUUACUUUUGAGCCUGGAUUUUUGCUUCAGAAUCCUUCUCAACAGUGUUCCCAGCAGCUUCUGUCAAUCAAUCAAACAUGGCACAAGGGAUUGACCAUCUCUGACUAGAUCCUUAGAACUAGGUCUGGGUGUGACAGAAAAAUCAAAAUUGAGACUUGGAAGAGGGAUGAGAUACCACCAGAAGCCAACCUUUUAUCCAGCAGAUACCAACUGAAACAGAAGGAGCGGGAGUGGAGUUGUACAUCCGAGAACGUAAAGCCUUUGUUCACGUGUGUCAGAUUCCUGGCUUGGAACUGAACAAAGAAGGAUGCAGUGGCAGCAGAAGCAAGUGUUCCCGUAGCUUCCUUUCUAGAAGAGGAGUUUGCUGGUGAGGAAGACGAGCAGGAGCUGAAUGGCAUAUCUGAUGGGGCCGAGGAAGGCUGUGUUGGCCAAACUAUUGGCUGUGGUUUGGGCUGUGGCUGAGGUUCGGGCUGUGGUAUGGGUUGUGGAUGUGGUAUGGUUUGUGGAUGUGGUACGGGUUGUGGGUGUGGUACGGGUUGUGGAUGUGGUAUGGUUUGUGGAUGUGGUACGGGUUGUGGGUGUGGUACGGGUUGUGGAUGUGGUACGGUUUGUGGAUGUGGUACGGGUUGUGGGUGUGGUACGGGUUGUGGAUGUGGUACGGUUUGUGGAUGUGCUAUGGGUUGUGGAUGUGGUAUGGGUUGUGGAUGUGGUACGGUUUGUGGAUGUGGUACGGGUUGUGGGUGUGGUACGGGUUGUGGGUGUGGUACGGGUUGUGGGUGUGGUACGGUUUGUGGCUGUCGUUGGUUCUGGGGUUGUGGCUGUUGUUGGUUCGGGGAUUGUGGCUGUUGUUGGUUCUGGGGUUGUGGCUGCCGGUUUGCGGGUAGUGGAUGCUGGUUUGCGGGGUUUGGCUGCCGGUUUGCGGGGUGUGGAUGCUGAUUUGGGGGGUUUGGCUGCCAGUUUGCGGGUUGUGGAUGCCGGUUUGGGGGGUGUGGAUGCCGGUUUGGGGGGUUUGGCUGCCGGUUUGCGGGUUGUGGAUGCCGGUUUGGGGGGUGUGGCUGCCGGUUUGCGGGUUGUGGAUGCCGGUUUGUGGGGUGUGGCUGCUGGUUUGCGGGGUGUGUUUGCCGGUUUGCGGGGGGUGGCUGUCGGUUUGAGGGGUGUGGCUGCCAGGUUGUGGGGUGUGGAUGCCGGUUUAGGGGGUGUGGAUGCCAGUUUGCGGGGUGUGGAUGCCAGUUUGGGGGUUGUGUCUGCCUGUUUGCGGGGUGUGGAUACCGGUUUGUGGGAUGUGGAUGCCAGUUUGGGGGUUGUGGCUGCUGGUUUGCGGGGUGUGGAUGCUGGUUUGCGGUUUGUGGAUGUCAGUUUGGGGGUUGUGGCUGCCGGUUUGGGGGUUGUGGCUGCUGGUUGGUGGUUUCUGGCUGCCGGUAUGGGGGGUAUGGGGAUGCUGAAUGCCGGUAUGGGGAGUAUGGGGAUUCUGAAUCCCGGUAUGGGGGGUAUGGGAAUUGUGGAUGCCGGUUUGUGGGUUGUGGAUGUCGGUUUGGGGGUUGUGGCUGCCGGUUUCCGGGUUGUGGCUGCCGGUUUCCGGGUUGUGGCUGCUGGUUGGUGGUUUCUGGCUGCCGGUAUGGGGGGUAUGGGGAUGCCGAAUGCCGGUAUGGGGAGUAUGGGGAUUCUAAAUCCCGGUAUGGGGGGUAUGGGAAUUGUGGAUGACGGUUUGUGGGUUGUGGAUGCCGGUUUGGGGGUUCUGGCUGCCGGUUGGUGGGUUGUGGAUGCUGGUUUGGGGGUUGUGGAUGCCGGUUUGUGGGGUGUGGAUGCCACUUUGGGGAUUCUGGCUGCCGGUUGGCGGGUUCUGGCUGCCAGUUGGCGGGUUGUGGAUGCUGGUUUGGGGGAUGUGGCUGCCGCUUGGCGGGUUGUGGUUGCCGGUUUGGGGGUUGUGGCUGCCGGUUUGAGGGUUCUGGCUGCUGGUUUGUGGGUUCUGGCUGCCGGCUUGGGGGUUAUGGCUACCGGUUUGUGGGUUAUGGCUACCGGUUUGCGGGUUGUGGCUGGUUUUGGAGCAGGGGUUGUGAUUUGCUUCGUUGUGGAGAUCUUGAUCAUGGAUGUAUUUUUCACUAGAAAAAAAAAAAACAAUGGCAUCAGAACCUCUUUUGGGUGGCAGGUGCACACUGGAGAGAGGAGACUAAUCUGAUAGGAUGCUGGAGCCAGAGUUCAUGAGCAAAAUUCAGUAAGCACUUCUCAAGGGCUCAGAGUGUGUAGAGGACGGGGAAACUAGGAGGGCACAGGAUGUCAAGGAACCAAAAAUAAGAAACAAUCUACCCUUAAGCUCUGCACAGCCCUACAGGAGAAGGAACUUACACUGAAUUUACAUAACCACUGAGUUUGUUGUUAGGUGGGUAGUCUGCCCUCACAUGUCCUCAUGUUGUUAGUAUUACAUUGGAUCAAUCGGUGCAAACAUGGUCCAGAGUGGUGCACUUUAAUGCUUUUUCUUUUUUGGUCUUUGGUUUCUUUGCUCAUUUCAAAGGUUGCGUGUAAAAGUCGUAAGAAAUAGACAGCAUCCAGACCCAAGGACGGCCACCUCUGCUUUAAAGUAAGUGGAAAGAGGCCCCGUCCAACCUGCGAAUCUCUUUGUUGUGGUGUCUGAGAGACUGGUCAUUUUCACAUGCAGGGAUCUGACCACAUGUUAGCGUUUUGAGGUUGCCUGGCGGAGAAGCAGAGAAAGCCAAACCUGGGGGGUUGUCUGAUCCUGGAAAACUAGAGCUUGGCCAUGACACCUCCAAGGGUCUGAGUGGACCACAGAGGGGACUAUAAGGAAGAAGGCGGGAAAUGUGCAGUGAUUUGCUCCAGCCUGUGCACCCCGCCCCCCUGCAGGGCGCCUUCUAGCUCUGUGGCAGUAUCUUAUCUCGUGGAACAUUUCCCCAGGGCAGGUGUUCCUCUAGGCCACCCCUGAGCCAAAAGUCUGAACACAGCCACUUUCUUUUUCUCUCUGUCUCUUUUUUUAAAAUCUGGAUUUUAUUAGCAUGGAGCUAAGGAGUUCUGACCAGAAACAAACUUUUUUUUUUCUUUCCUACCAUUUAUACCAGUGUUCCUUUUGAAAAUGUCCCGGAGAAAGAAAAUAAUGUCUGUCUUUUCACAGAGGGGAGACCACCAAGGAAACACUUAAGGCGUUCACAUAAUAGUUUCAUUAGGCAUAAUCACUUUAACAUUUGUUGUUGAAAAUCGAUAAGCCUUUGACCACAUUUGCAAUGCCUGACUGACAGGAAAUUGAGCUGCAUACUAGAUGUACUUCAGAGUUUGGAGGCUCGUGAGGAAGAUCUAUUAUCUGGUCGUGGAGAAGACUGAUGUUUCUUACUCUUGGUUAAAGCCUGUAUUUAAACACUUCACACACACACACACACACACACACACACACACACAUACAUGACUGUCUUUAUAGUUUUCAUGUCAGUCAAAGAAAAGUGGAAAAAAGUAUAAGAUGUGGACUUUGAGUCCUAGCUUUGCCAUUUACUUUCUGUGUGGUCUUAAGCAAGUUACCAGUCUUUUCUGAACCUCAGUUCCUUGAAUUUGUUUUAGCUCCCCAGAAAGAGGCAAGAGAGAAGCAAAGGGGCAGAGAAGGGAGACAAGGGACAAGGAGCCUCAGGAUAGCUUGAAGUUGGGGACUGCAGCCUGGGAAAGGCCAGUGGGAUUUCCUGGUGGUGGUGCUGGAGGCCAGAGGCUGCUCCGAGAACUAGUGAAAUGAUUGGUUUUCUGUGCUAUCAACCCUUCUUUGUGCGAAUCUCCCUUCUCAUCCCAUAAGCCCUUUGGUAACACCUGCUCCAGCGAUGAAGGCUUUGUGUGAGUGGGAAUUCUUUGUGGAAACCGAGGGAGCAGCCGACUCUCAUAGCCACGUCUGUGUGGUGUUGACUGGAAACGGCUCCUGAGCCAGAGUCUGGAGUCAAGGUGACUGAGAGAAUCAGAGUCCCCUCAGAACUGGCAGAAAUGUUGGGGUGGGGAGGGGGAUGGCUUUUGUUUUGCACAGGGCACAGGAUAAGGGGCUGAGCUAAUCUUAUGCCGAUCUCAAGGUGCUAGGAGCCUCAGCUGGUAUCUGGGUGACACAUGACUAGAAGACUCUGUUUUGCUAGGACACCCACAAAAUAAUUUUCCGGGCUGAUUGAUUUCACUGCCAGAUACGGAAAUAGGCUGCAGAGGAACUUACCUCUUCUCAUCAGAUCCUGGGAAGAAAAUGCAGCCACUUUUUGCGAAUCGACAGUGAAGGUUCUGUGGAGGGCAAAUAAAUGAGAGAGAAUGGUGAGGAAUUCACAAGUUCAUUUCACAGUUGCUGCCUUCCCAGCAGACCCCAGCCCCUUAAUUCCUGUUGUGCCUACAUUCUCUACAGCACAAUUAGCAGAUCAUUAAGUCCUGGUCUGCUCUACAUUGUCUUGACUAAGAUCCUCCCUGAUCCUUCUCCAGACAAGGUAAUGUCCAUCCCCCACCCUCACCCACGCCAGCACCCUGAACUCCCCACAGGCUGGUAUACACCUCUGGUCUUCGUUCAGGUUAGUCUUUCUGAUCGUAAUAAUCCGGCCCAGGGAACAUCUGCCUACAGACUCAUCAGUAACCUCUGGGAAGUCAUUUCUCCCUAUCAUCAUGAACCCAGACAGAUCUCCAUCAGACAGACAUGCCCCUGUGCUGCAUUGCUUUGCCAUCAGCCUCUCCUCGCACUGGAGGACCAGCUCCUUGAGGGCAGGUUCUGUUGUCCACAAUGCCUGACAUGUAGUGUCACAGGUACUUAAUGGUCAUUAAACGAGCUGUGCAGCUUGGUGUGUUGUUCUCCUGUCAGUGGGCCCGUUCAGUCUGUUGUUCAUUUAACAGUUCGUGAGUGCACGACAUGCCAGUCACUGUGCUUGGCGCUAAGGGGACGCUGGUGAACACUGGCAUGCUUCUUUCCUUGAUGGCUCUUAAAGUCCCUUUAGAGAGGGAGAUUUUAAACAAAUAAUCGACCAACAAGUUAAGUAACUGAUCACCAUUGUGAUACGUGCUCUGAUGAAGCAGUGGAAGUUAUGAGAGUGAGCAAACAGGAAGCCGGGAGUUGAUCUGGGUGUUUAGAGAAUUCUUUCUGAGGAGGUGAUGUCUAACCUCAGUAUUUAUUUCUCUGUGGGCCUUGCCUCCCUACACCUCACUGUGAUGUUCUGUGGGCAGGAACCUCUUCAUAUGCCCUUUUGUGCCCUACCCCACAGAUGGGGCUCUCCCAUCCUGUAUGCUGCUCCCCUCCACGUGUCAGCCUUGUUGUACACGGUAAACAAGCAGAGGAGCCAGUGCACCAUCGUGGUGUGAGUGAGGAGGGGUCUGGAGACUGCCCUGUCAGUGGGAAUGUGUGUUUCCAUUGCAGAUUGUCACUCUGUGGUCUUUUAUCUGUUGUUGCGUGGAGUGUGGAGGCCUUAAGGAGGUGAGAUGAAAGGAAAGUCAUUGCCCUCAUGAGUCCUGACUGGCUUCUAAGAGCCUGCUGUCAUUGUGAGGCUGGAUUGUAGCAGCUUCCUUUGGAUUCCACUCUUGCACGUCUCUCUGUGGGCAUAAGAGUACCUCCUUCAGAGCCAGCUAGGUUCCACCAGGCCCAGGGCGUGGCAGCAGAGGGUGGGGUGGCUUGACUGCAUCAUUGUCUCCACUGUCCCUAGACACCUGGUGGCUGCUCGUAAUGGACACGGCCCCGAUGGUCAGACCUGCCCUUUCAGUACAAAACGGCAGUCAAAGUGUAAGGAUCUCUCAACAUUUGGUUCCUAUAGUGAAUGUGAUAACAAAUCCCUAGCUGGGAGGGAAGUUUGCUGUUGUUGUUAGCAUGUAACAUGAGCCCUCAGGUGGCCUCACCGCGGAAUCUGAAUGUGUCCAUUUUGUGUAACACUAGGAAGCCAGUUUUAUUACACAAUCACCACACUUUCUGCCAGCAAGCCACUUCCAAAAUGCGUCUGUUUUAAAAACAUGAUUCUCCGUGUGGUGGUGAAACCAGGUCCACCUAAAAGUGAAUUCCUCUGUCGAGUUUAUGAUUAAACUCUCUGCUUAGAACGUUAUCCUCUUUCUUAUCCCCUGUUCCCCUGAGGAUUGAGGAGCAUCAAAGAAAAGGGGGAACUGAAACCAAGCAGGACCCUGCGGGGCCCUUCCUGGUACAAAAGCCCCUCUGUGUCUCCCCAUUUCUUGUUUGUAGAAAAAAGCAUUAGUCUCCUAAGCUUUCCCUGAGAUCCAAAGAGUAGACUCAAGCAGUUACUAAUGAGGGAAGUGAAGGAGUGCAGAAACAAAGGAAAAGUAGUCAAGAAAUAACAGUUCCAUGAUAAAACAGAGUUCUGGUUCCUCCUUAAGGGUUAUAGAUAAUAAUGUGACACAGAUCUUUGAGUUGUUUUGCAGGAAGUAAGACCCAGGUGGAGGACAGUGACUACAUGCUGAGCAUAAGCACAAAGACCCCAGACUGGUUGGGAUCAGAAGGCUGAUGAUUACAAUUCAUGAAACAUCAUCCUGUUACAACAUCACCAACCAAUCAGAAGAAAGUCAUGGCCCCUGCAACCUCACCACAAAUGUAGCCUUUAAAAGAGCUGCCCAGAAAGCUGAUGGGAGCUUAUGUCUUUUGAGCAUGAGCUGCCCAUUCUCCUUGCUCGGUGCCUGCAAUAAAUGCUGUACUUUCCUUCACCACAA
Camelus dromedarius (Arabian camel) is the source of this 8564-nucleotide messenger RNA. RefSeq names its product 6-pyruvoyltetrahydropterin synthase (gene PTS). Gene Ontology annotation, biological process: tetrahydrobiopterin biosynthetic process. The coding region runs from base 2314 to 4098 and encodes 594 amino acids. Gene Ontology annotation, cellular component: mitochondrion. Gene Ontology annotation, molecular function: 6-pyruvoyltetrahydropterin synthase activity. The transcript has 2 exons. The record is from RefSeq and is a predicted model, not a curated record. Lineage: Eukaryota; Metazoa; Chordata; Mammalia; Artiodactyla; Camelidae.